Messenger RNA from Schizosaccharomyces cryophilus OY26, 1755 nucleotides. RefSeq names its product citrate synthase Cit1. Gene Ontology annotation, cellular component: mitochondrial matrix. The record is from RefSeq and is a predicted model, not a curated record. Bases 60 to 1508 code for a protein of 482 amino acids. Gene Ontology annotation, biological process: citrate metabolic process; tricarboxylic acid cycle; carbohydrate metabolic process. Lineage: Eukaryota; Fungi; Ascomycota; Schizosaccharomycetes; Schizosaccharomycetales; Schizosaccharomycetaceae. The transcript is spliced from 2 exons.
GCAUAUUCGAUUUGUCCUUUACAUAACCCAUUUUGGUUUCGUCUAUUGUUUCACAAAGGAUGCUCAUUUUAACCGCCCCCCGAUUUAUGAACAACACCAAGCUGGCCAGCACCCGCAGACUCGCCUCUUCUCUAUUCUCGCAGGCCUCAUUACGCUCCAAACUUCCUGCUACAGCUGCUGCCUCUUACUCUACCAUCAAAGGCGGUUCUCUUAAAGACCGCCUCACCGAACUUAUCCCCGAAAAGCAAGAGGAAAUUAAAAAGUUCCGUUCUGAACAUGGCGGUGAUGUUGUAGGUAACGUCACUAUCAAUCAAAUGUACGGUGGUGCCCGUGGUAUUCGCUCCUUGGUUUGGGAAAGCUCCGUCCUCGACCCCAAUGAUGGUAUUCGCUUCCGUGGAUACACCAUUCCCGAAUGCCAAAAACUUUUACCCUCUGCUCCCAACGGAAAGCAACCCCUUCCCGAGUCUCUUUUCUGGCUUCUCGUCACCGGCGAAAUCCCUACCCUUACCCAGGUGCAAUCUUUGUCUGCUGAGUGGGCUGCUCGCUCUCAGCUCCCCAAAUUCGUUGAGGAACUCAUUGACCGCUGCCCUCCUUCCCUCCAUCCUAUGGCUCAAUUCUCCCUUGCUGUCACUGCUCUCGAACACGACUCUGCCUUUGCAAAGGCCUACGAGCGCGGUCUCAGUAAGCAUGACUACUGGAAAUAUACUUAUGAAGAUUGCAUGGACCUCAUUGCCAAGACCGUCCCUAUUGCUGGCCGUAUCUACCGCAACAUUUACCGUGACGGUGUUGUCGCUCCUAUCCAACAUGACAAAGAUCAUUCUUACAACUUUGCCAAUGUCUUGGGUUACGCCAAUAAUAGCGAAUUUGUUGAGCUCAUGCGUCUUUAUUUAUCUCUCCACUCCGACCAUGAGGGUGGUAAUGUCUCUGCUCAUACUGGCCAUCUCGUUGGUUCUGCCCUCUCAUCCCCUUUCCUCUCUAUGGCUGCUUCUUUGAACGGUCUUGCUGGUCCCCUUCACGGUCUUGCCAACCAAGAAGUUUUGAACUUCUUAAACACUAUGAAGGAAGAGAUUGGUGAUGACUUGUCUGAUGAGCGUAUCAAGAGCUAUUUGUGGGAUCUCUUGAAAUCCGGUCGUGUUGUUCCCGGUUAUGGACAUGCCGUUCUCCGUAAGACCGACCCCCGUUACACCGCUCAACGUGAAUUUGCUCUCGAAUAUCUCCCUAAGGAUCCCAUGUUUCAACUUGUCAGCCGUCUUUAUGAAGUCGUUCCCAAUGUCUUGACUGAGCACGGAAAGACUAAGAACCCCUUCCCCAACGUCGAUUCUCACUCGGGUAUUCUUCUUCAAUACUACGGUAUGAAAGAGCAAAACUUUUACACUGUACUGUUUGGUGUUUCUCGCACUUUGGGUGUUGCUUCUCAAUUAAUUUGGGAUCGCGCUCUUGGAUUCCCCAUUGAGCGUCCUAAGUCUUUCUCUACCAAAGCUUUAAAAGAGCUUGUUAAUGCUAAGUAAUGACGAUUUGGGUAAAUACGGAGUUUCUUGUAUAUCAUGGAUUCUUGAUUAGAAAACGACUAGUUCUAUGUUAUAAUUAUCUUUUUCUUUGUUGGACAUUUCAGAUAGAGUUUGAAAUAUGAGAAAAAUAUCUUCAAAGACUUUAAAUUAUUUUAUAACCAUAUAUUAAAUAUACUAUAUGAUGAGACACUAAUCUACAUUGCAUAGAUAAAGCAAUAAUGAAAUAAAAUAGAAAAUGUAAAACACA